Messenger RNA from Hyposmocoma kahamanoa, 628 nucleotides. RefSeq names its product 60S ribosomal protein L17 (gene RpL17). Gene Ontology annotation, biological process: cytoplasmic translation. Gene Ontology annotation, molecular function: structural constituent of ribosome. Gene Ontology annotation, cellular component: ribosome; cytosolic large ribosomal subunit. Lineage: Eukaryota; Metazoa; Arthropoda; Insecta; Lepidoptera; Cosmopterigidae. The transcript has 4 exons. The coding region runs from base 32 to 595 and encodes 187 amino acids. The record is from RefSeq and is a predicted model, not a curated record.
CCUGUCUAAUUUUGUCCUGAAAGAAGCAAAAAUGGGUCGUUACUCUCGGGAACCGGAUAACCCAGCUAAGUCAUGCAAAGCGCGUGGCUCGAACCUUCGUGUUCAUUUCAAGAACACAUAUGAAACUGCUAUGGCGAUAAGGAAGUUGCCUCUGCGUCGAGCUGUACGUUACUUGAAGAAUGUGACAGAGCAGAAGGAGUGCAUUCCCUUCCGUCGGUUUAACGGAGGCGUUGGGCGGUGCGCGCAAGCCAAACAGUUCGGAACCACUCAGGGUCGCUGGCCGAAGAAAUCGGCAGAAUUCCUGCUGCAACUGCUAAGGAACGCUGAGUCAAAUGCUGACUACAAGGGCCUGGAUGUUGACAGGCUUGUCAUUGAUCAUAUUCAGGUAAACCGCGCCCCCUGCCUUCGUAGACGUACGUACCGUGCCCACGGUCGUAUCAACCCAUACAUGUCUUCUCCCUGCCACAUCGAGGUCUGCCUCAGUGAGCGCGAGGACGCCGUGGCCCGCGCCGCACCUGCCGACGACGCGCCCGCUAAGAAGAAGCUGUCCAAGAAGAAGUUGGCGCGCCAGAAGGAAAAGAUGAUGAGAGAAUAGACAAUUAAGGGUUAAUAAACAACUUACCACAAC